CAAAACCUGCUUCUUUGCCUUCAAUCAGCUGACGACUUGUUUUUCUGAUCGCCGUGAGUCCGUUCCGUGAUCCGUGAUUCGUUCAUGUUUCCAUGUUUUCUGUUACUGGAAACACUGAAAACCCUGAAAACUAAACAAUUGUUAUUACAUUGGAGAAAUGCAUCAUUUAUAUAUAUACCUUAACAAUUCAAAAAUUAACAAUUAAAAUUAUGACUUGCAAUAUUGCAAUCUUGUUUGGAGUGAAUAUUAUUUUAUUAUAGUUCACGUGGAUUCACUGACUUUGCAUAUUAACCGCGCGUGAAUUCUAUCCCAUUUGCCGCAGCUUUGACCUCGUGCACAUAUAUCGGGAGAAAGUUCUGCACAAAAUAUUAAGCCGGGUUGUCGCGAUGGCGGCCAGGGCAUUGUUGUAUCUUGGUCAAACGUCAAACAAAUGUAUUUUCACGAGUUUACAAUACCAAAAACCGAGACUACAGGUCCAAACUUCGUGGAGACAAACGAGAGGAUUCAAGAGACCAAAAGACACGUCUAAAGAAACAAAUAGUGCUUUUUCAGAAAUUGCUGUUGAAACGGCAACCAUGAGCUCUGGAAAAUUAUGGAAACCCCUUGGAUUUACCAUCACAUUUAGUGGUGCUUCAAUCGUCACUGCAUCAAUAUGGGAGUACGAAAAUAUGCGUGGACGCAUGUUCAAUUCGUUCAAUUCGUUCACUCGACUUCGAUCCGGCUGGAGAGGCGAAGCUCAACGCUGGUGGAGAAGUCUUUCAGAUGGCGAACGCGUAUUUGCCCCUAUUUGUUUCCUCAACGUUGUCGUUUAUCUUGGUUGGAGAAUACCGGCACUGAAGAGUACAAUGCUUCGCUAUUUUUGUACCAAUCCUUCAUCCAAUGUGAUGUGCUGGCCGAUGCUACUCUCAACGUUUUCACACUAUUCGUUAUUCCAUUUGGCAGCGAAUAUGUACGUGCUCCACAGCUUUAGUACAGCAGCUGUAUCAAGUUUGGGAAAGGAGCAAUUUGUAGCGUUUUACUUGUCAAGUGGUGUAGUUUCAAGCAUGGUUAGCAAUGUUUACAAGACUGCUUUUGCCAGACCAGGAUUAUCUGUCGGAGCUUCUGGUGCGAUAAUGGGUGUUCUUGGUUUCAUAUGUACUCAAUAUCCUGAAUCGAUGUUGAAUAUAGCUUUCCUACCAAUGUGGAAAUUUACAGCUGGCAGUGUAAUAAAGGGACUCGUGGCAAUGGACUUGGCCGGAUGUAUAGCUGGUUGGAAAUUUAUGGAUCAUGCAGCACAUUUAGGUGGUGCUUUCUUUGGAAUAUUUUGGCAAACUUGGGGAAACAAGAAUAUAUGGCAAGAACGAGAACCCAUUAUAAAAUAUUGGCAUGAUUUCCGAAAGCCACCAAGAUCGAAUUAGAAUGAAAAUUCUAUUCCUGCUUACGAAAUUGAUGCUCGUGAAUGAUUUUUUGGAUACCUCAUUAACUCAUUCGCCUCGAGGAGAUAUUGAGAUUAUAAUAAAAAUUUGUUACAAAAAUACAAGCAUUUAAUGAACUGA
Molecule: messenger RNA, 1535 nt
Organism: Venturia canescens
Lineage: Eukaryota; Metazoa; Arthropoda; Insecta; Hymenoptera; Ichneumonidae
Gene: rho-7
Product: rhomboid family intramembrane serine protease rho-7
Exons: 9
Coding region: 387-1397 (336 amino acids)
Cellular component (GO): membrane
Molecular function (GO): serine-type endopeptidase activity
Source: RefSeq, a predicted model, not a curated record